AUGCUUUCAGGUGAUAAUAGUUUAGAUAAAUGUGUAGUCGUCGUUGUUGAUAGUGAUAGUGGUAGUAGUGAUAGUGAUAGUAAUAUUAGUAAUAAUAGUAAUAAUGGUAGUAAUUCUGAUGAAUACUUGGAUAAUAUAGAACGAGUAUAUCAAUGUCAAGAAGAUUAUCAUGAUGGUAGUGAACACUAUAAAAGCUUUAGAAAGUUUUUACAUAAUCAUCGUUGGGGAUAUACUUUUACUACUCAUUAUACCUUUAAAGGUAAAUUAAAGUCUAUCGAUAGGGCUAGUAAACGUGAUCGUGAUAUUUAUAGAUCUAUGAAGAUGGAUUCAUCAUAA
Cavenderia fasciculata is the source of this 336-nucleotide messenger RNA. RefSeq lists its product as uncharacterized. Lineage: Eukaryota; Evosea; Eumycetozoa; Acytosteliales; Cavenderiaceae. The transcript has 2 exons. Bases 1 to 336 code for a protein of 111 amino acids. The record is from RefSeq and is a predicted model, not a curated record.